Arabidopsis arenosa is the source of this 1895-nucleotide messenger RNA. Lineage: Eukaryota; Viridiplantae; Streptophyta; Magnoliopsida; Brassicales; Brassicaceae. The record is from the annotation of a GenBank genome assembly.
AUUUAAUAAUGCUUAAUAUCUAUCGCUAGUUGUCUUCAAAAGCUUAUAUAUGAACACAAAGAGAACGUUUUGAGAGACAACAACAAUAAUGAGUAUGGAAACCACUCUUACUCUUCAACUCCCGGUCAUUGACUUCACGAGUCAAGACCUAAAACCGGGAACUUUUGAGUGGGAUAUGGUGAGAGGCAAUGUUCGAAGAGCUCUAGAAGAUUAUGGAUGCUUUGAGGCCUUGUUCAAUAAAGUCCCUGUCAAACUUCGAAAGGCGGUUUUCGAUGUUUCCGAAGUGCUUUUCCGACUACCUAUAGAGACAAAAGAGAGAGUUGUUUCAGAGAUUAAGUACAAAGGAUAUGUGGGUCAUAGCCCAACAAAUCCUCUGUACGAGGGUGUGGGCAUUGAAUUUGCUGACAAUUCAGAGAAAGUCAAUGCCUUUACGCAGAAGCUUUGGCCUAAAGGAAACAGCAGUUUCAGUGAGACGGUUCUAUCAUUCACCGAGCAGGUAUCGGAACUUGACUUCAUUACCCGGAGAAUGAUAAUGGAGAGUUUCGGGCUCGAUGACAAGUACAUACACGAACAUCUGAAUUCGACAAAAUGUCUCAUGCGUAUGAUGAAAUACAAAGGAGUUGAAGACUCAAAGGGGGAGGAGUCAGGUAUGGAGGCUCAUACAGAUAGAAACAUGCUCACCAUAAUUUGCCAAAACAGUGUAGCAGACGGAAUCGAAGUGAAAACAAAAGACGAUAAGCAUUGGAUCAAAGCCAAUGCUUCCCAAGAUUCUUCAUUCAUAGUUCUUGCCGGAUCUAUGCUACAUGUACUGCUGAACGGUCGGGUGUUAUCUUCGGUUCACCGUGUGAUGAGGAUUGGAACAAACACAAGCCGAUAUCUAAAGCCGGGAACUCUCGAGUGGGACUCGAUAAGCGGUGAUGUGCGAAGAGCUCUGGAAGAAUACGGAUGCUUCGAGGCCUUGUUCGAUAAAGUCACUGUUGAGCUUCGGAAGGCGGUGUUUGAGGCCUCGGAGGAGCUUUUCCGGCUACCAUUAGAGACUAAACAGAGAAUUGUAUCUGAUGUGAAGUACAGAGGAUAUGUUGGUCAGAAUCCUACAAAUCCUCUGUAUGAGGGAGUGGGUAUUGACGUUGCAGACAAUGAAGAGAAAGUAAAAGCCUUUACUCAGAAGCUGUGGCCUCAAGGCAACAUGAGUUUCAGCGAGACGGUUCUAUUAUUUACCAAGCAUGUAUCAGAACUGGACUUCAAGAUACGGAGAAUGAUAAUGGAGAGUUUCAGACUCGACGAAAACUACAUAGAAGAACAUCUGAAAUCGACGAAAUGCCUAAUGCGGAUGAUGAAAUACAAAGGAGUUGGUGAAACAGAGGAGGAGUUAGGUAUGGAGGCUCAUACAGAUAGAAAUGUGCUCACCAUAGUUUGCCAAAACGAUGUAGCAGACGGAGGAUUAGAGGUAAAAACCAAAGACGGUAGGCACUGGAUCAAAGCCAAUCCUUCUCAAGAUUCUUCAUUCCUCGUCAUUGGUGGAAGUAUUCUGCAUGUACUGCUGAACGGUCGGGUGCAAUCUGCGGUUCACCGUGUGGUGAGGAUGGGGACGGAAACAAGGUACUCGGCUGGACUUUUCUCUAUACCAAACACAGAGAAUUUGAUAUAUGCACCGGAGAAGAUGGUUGACGCCAAGUAUCCUCGACUCUUUAAACCUUUUGAUUUUGAAGCAUACUAUAAGUUCACCUGCGAGGGAUCCGGAAGGAGAGAUCUAUCUGGUCUCAGGACUUAUUGUAGCCUCUCAAAAGAAUAAACUUCUUUCUGUUUUUGACUCUCGAGUUGUUUCCAUGUAUCAAAUGAACUUUCGUUACCUAACUUUUAAUUUUCUUGUUUAAAAAUAAAUUAUGAUUUCAGCU